CCGGUAGUGUUUACCUCACUUCCUGUCCGCGACUGAAGAGCGAGCGCGGGGAAAUUUGACGUCAGAGCGUCGAGAAAGUAACAUUAGCGUCGACUUCUGGCUUUUAACUCCAAGCAAGCCGACCGCGAAGCAUCGAGCGAGGAUGAGGAGCUUAGAGGAGGUGCAGGCCACGCUGGAGAUCGCCAAACUGAAGGAGGAAGACUUGGUCCCGACGGUCCAGUGUCUGUCGUUCGGGGACAACGUCUCUUCUGCAGACUACUGCCUGAUGGAGCUGGACGAAACGCUGUGCAGACACAUAGAGGCUGGAGACAGUCUUGUGAUUCGGGGCGAUAAAGAUGAGCAUGCAGUGCUUUGCAGCAGCGACAGGACCUAUGACCUGAAAAUAGCCGACACGUCCAACCUGCUGCUGUUUGUGCCCGGCUGCAGGACGCCAGAGCAGCUGACCGACAGCCGGGGCGGCUCUCGCGUCGAGCACGCUCAGAUCUGGGGGUUCUGUAACAGUUACUGGGAGUUGAGGAAGCAGAGACCUAAACUGAAGAAGCUGAAGAAGCUUUUGAUGGAGAAUCCUUACGAAGGACCUUCAUUAGGAGGACAAGAGGAGAACACAGAGAACAGGUACACAAUGGAAGAUCUAUUGGAGAGGAUUCAGGCCAGUGAGGAGGAAUUAAAGACCCACUUGGAGACCAUCCACGCCUGUCAGAUCGAGGGAUACUGGCGUGUGCUGGACUUUGACUACGAGAUGAAGCUUCUCGGUCAUGUGACCCAGCUGGUAGAUUCUGAGUCUUGGUCCUUCAACAAGGUGUCCCUUCAAACCAGUCUGGAGGAGCUGGCUCCGCUGGAGCCCAGGGAGAUGAUUGAGCACUGUUUAAACUGCUACGGAAAGUGCUACGCCGAGAACGGCGAGGUGUUCUAUGCAUUGCAUGAGGAUAAGGUGUGUCGGGGCCUGGCGCUGAUGCUGCUGCAGAACGCCGUCAAGUUCAACCUGAGGGAGUUUCAGGACGUCUGGCAGCAGAGUGUCCCAGAGGGCAUGAGCACGAGACUGGAGCAGCUAAAGGGGGUCGCUCUGGUGGAUCGGACCUCCCGCCCGGAAACCAUCAGCCUGCUGCGGGUGGACGAUCUCCCAGAGGACACAGUGGAGCGCUUCAAUCAGCUCUUCUCGCUCAGAGAGAAGUGGACGGAGGAUGACAUCACGCCAUACAUACAAGACCUUUGUGGAGAGAAGCAGACGACCGGAGCCCUCCUGACCAAAUACGCUCGAUCAUCAAUGCAAAACGGAAUCAAAGUCUUUAACUCCAGGAGACCUGUGGCUUUAUGAAGUCUCCAAGCAGACCGGAGACGGAUUUAAAUGAGGACAAUUCUGCCAUUUCAUACAAAUUAAAUCAUCUCACCUAAAAUGUUAUUCUGCAGUGAGCUUGUACACUUUUUAAAUCAGUUUAGGCCUCUUAAUUUUCACUUUUCUGUUCAAAAGAGGUGAAAAUGUGUCUUUAAAAGAAGUUUUCAGUAUGGAUGGAUCUGUAUUGGUUUUCUUGUGUUUGUUUUUUUGACUUGGAUGAAUUAGUAGUUGCUGUUGGACGUCAGCAGGAGUUGUUAGGGUGGUUUAACACAGGGUGGCGUGCUGCACCCAAAUAACCCCCACCUAGUGACUAAGAUUCUGCCCUGGUCCCUGUUGCAAUCACAUGACACGUAAAGUAGAUUGAUUUGAGUUAAUGAUUCAUUUCCUGGCUCUUGGUUGCUGCAAAAUACAUGCCUGUUCUAGUCUUGGUCACAAAGAUCUUAAACUAAUAGAGCGGAUUUCUGUUAAUGAAUGUAGUUUAGAUUUUUGUUAUUUUUUUAACAGGAGCAUACUGUCUGUUCAAACUCUCAUGCGCCUUGCAGCAUUUCCCCGAAUUUUGCAUCAAAUAAAUGUUAUUGGAGCUUUGAUAAAAUGAUACUCAUCCUUUGCAGUUCGGUAAUAAUCGAGACGUGGCCUGAGAUCCAUAAAAAAAUAAAACAGUUUACAAGAGAAUUUCAAGCUAAAGACAAUUUGGGAUUAAGUAGAGAAUAGAAAUGAAGCUUUAACAUCUGCAUCCUGUUGCUUUAGCUUUGAAGCCCUAUGAAUCAGGACACAGCCUUAAAAAAAAGUUAUUUGUAGUGUUGGUUUUCUUCCUCAUACAGUGUUUGUGUAAGACAAAACAUUGAUUUUGGUUUUUCAUUCAACCAGAGCACUUUCUUCCACGUAUUUGCUGGGUCCCCUACAUUGCUAGUGGCAAACUUUCUUACAGCUGUGCUUGGUGUGGUUCUCGGUCUCCAUAAUGAUUUAUUUUUUCCUGCUACAACUGUUUGAUAAAACUCAAGUCUUCACAGGACAGCUACUGAUUUUGAAGGUGUUGCAUUUCAUCAUUCAGGGUUAUCCAGGGUAAAGAAGGAUGAACACAAUCCACGUCAUAUUCUCCAGUUUUCACCACUUUGUGGGAUUUUGUCACAGAAAUUCUCAAUAAAAUUCUUUGUGGUUGCA
Molecule: messenger RNA, 2494 nt
Organism: Fundulus heteroclitus (mummichog)
Lineage: Eukaryota; Metazoa; Chordata; Actinopteri; Cyprinodontiformes; Fundulidae
Product: sister chromatid cohesion protein DCC1-like
Exons: 9
Coding region: 143-1315 (390 amino acids)
Biological process (GO): maintenance of mitotic sister chromatid cohesion; mitotic sister chromatid cohesion
Cellular component (GO): nucleus; Ctf18 RFC-like complex; chromatin
Source: RefSeq, a predicted model, not a curated record